UUUGCAACACUGAUUUUCCAGCAGUUUUGACGUUCGUGCAGCUAAUGGCACUUUUGACAGCUAAAAACUGCUGUACUUUCUUUUUCAAUAUCCGGUUCACGCAAUUGUUGAUCCUACCAAACAAAAAUGGCACCCAGAAAGGCUAAAGCUCAAAAGGAAGAAGUCCAAGUAUCGUUGGGCCCACAAGUACGUGAUGGUGAAUACGUUUUCGGUGUUGCACACAUCUAUGCCAGUUUUAACGAUACCUUCGUUCAUGUUACGGAUUUGUCUGGCCGUGAAACCAUUGCUCGCGUCACUGGUGGUAUGAAAGUGAAGGCUGAUCGUGAUGAAGCUUCACCUUACGCUGCUAUGUUGGCUGCUCAAGAUGUCGCUGAAAAAUGCAAAACUCUUGGCAUCACUGCUCUGCACAUCAAAUUGCGUGCUACCGGUGGUAACAAGACCAAAACUCCUGGACCCGGUGCCCAGUCAGCGUUGCGUGCUUUGGCUCGUUCUUCAAUGAAAAUUGGACGCAUCGAAGAUGUUACACCAAUCCCAUCAGAUUCCACACGCAGAAAGGGAGGUCGUCGUGGUCGCCGUCUUUAAACUUGGAACAUAUUCUGUUCUUUGUGCGUAUAUUUUGUUGUCCGUACACAUUUGUGUACAGCAGGAAAGUGGAAACAUUAGAAAAAAUACAGAUUUUUUAAUAUAAGUGGUGAAAACUUAAA
This is a messenger RNA of Bactrocera latifrons, 704 nucleotides long. Its product is annotated as 40S ribosomal protein S14. Gene Ontology annotation, cellular component: ribosome; cytosolic small ribosomal subunit. The record is from RefSeq and is a predicted model, not a curated record. Gene Ontology annotation, molecular function: small ribosomal subunit rRNA binding; mRNA 5'-UTR binding; structural constituent of ribosome. The transcript is spliced from 3 exons. Gene Ontology annotation, biological process: ribosomal small subunit assembly; translation; maturation of SSU-rRNA from tricistronic rRNA transcript (SSU-rRNA, 5.8S rRNA, LSU-rRNA). The coding region runs from base 127 to 582 and encodes 151 amino acids. NCBI's taxonomy places the organism in Eukaryota, Metazoa, Arthropoda, Insecta, Diptera, Tephritidae.